AUGUCCAAUUCGAGGUUCUCACGCAGAAGUGAUGGAGAGGCUAUAACCAUCAACACGGCCUUACCUUCUCCAUUUCAUGAAUCCAAUGCUCCGUGGAGACCUCAACCUCCACCUAGUCGACGCAGUUCGCAGCGUACAUCUAGACAUCAGAGUGUGGAUGGUGAUACAUGGCGGACGUCACAUUUCGUAGACCUGAGCCCAGUCCAGCAGCCACCAAGGAUAGAAGAAAUCGGACCCGACACAUGGAGAACCAGUCAUGAAAUCUCGCGACCAACCUCCGCUGUCUCUGCAAUCGACAUGCCACCUCUCAGAAACAGUCAUCCAAACAGCAACCUCCGCGCCGAAAUGGAACAACUGAGAACCACACCACCAAGUCCACUAAGUCGGGCCUCAAGAACAGAACCACCACGAACAACACCACCAAGUCCUCUAAGCCGGACCUCCAUACUAGAAGAUCACCGCGUCCCCCCAACACCACCACCGAGAAACGCUCGACGUGGAGAAGAUAUCGUGCCUCCAUUAACACCAGUCACCCCUCUCUUCCGCAUGUCCCCUCAGCGUCGCCCCUCCCGCCCAGACAUCCACGACCCAAGUCGUCCGCCCCAUUCCAGACAUAACUCAGAGAACAUCCGCCAUAUUCGUCGCAUCUCAUCUAGUCACGCCCGCAACCUCUCAGAAAGCUACGGGCUCUUGCAAAGUCCCCAAGAUUUCGCGAGCCCGGGAGAAAGAGGAUGGAGAUACGAGUACCCAGCGAGAGAGAAGCGGAAAAUCCCAGCGUGGGCGGGCGUGCCGCAGAGUUUAGAGGCGGAGAAAGGAGAGAGAUGGAGAGCGUGGUUGUGGGAUGGAUUAGCUGUGUUGGUUACGGUGCCGUUUUUUGUGGUUGUGGCGGCGGUUAUGGGGAUGGAUGGGAAGGUGGUUGAGAGUGAGAGAUUGAGGGAGUUAUGUGAUAUCGCUUCAACACUUCUCCCCUUGACAUUCUCACUGCUGGUAGGUAGGUUGUUUGUUAAAUUGGCGAGCUAUCAUCUGGAACAGGGUACCACGCUUGGAUUAUUAGAACGCCUGAUUGGAUCUCGAACGGUGUUUUCGACGAUUGAGACGCAGCUUCGAUUUGGUGUCUUUUCGUUCCUUUCAUUGGGACUUGUGGGAUUAUGGCUAUUAAGCCCAUUUGGAUCACAAGCUUCUUUGCGAAUGCUUUCCACUGCUUUAGUAUCGCAGGAACAAAAUUCAAAUGUCACGUUUUUCAAUACCUGGCAACCGACUUUUGCGGGCAAGACGGAAUUCGAAAGUGGUUGGUUUGCGAGUUUCGCCACAUUAUUCUCAGCAGCCAUCCUUGCGCCUGUGGUUGUAAAGACAGGAACGCAAGAUUUAUGGGGGAAUGUUAAAAUUCCGCUCUUGUCUUCGCUCUCGAAUCUAUCUCCUGAUAAAGAUGGAUAUCAUCAUAUCCCGGAAACAUUUACACCGACAUACUCUUCCCUAUUCGGCAUUCCUACCUCAGAUAUACCAGUAGGAAAUAUCACAUUCAGUAUUGAAUCAACGUAUCUCGAGUUAGUAUGUUCGAACAUCACCACCUCUCCCGCUCGAGAUUCAAGGACAUUCAUAAAUCCCGGUCUCAUAGCAACAACCGGGCCUUUUAGGUCUGGGCUCAAUAUUACAGAUCGAACGAGCUAUGCUAUGGGAUAUCUAGGUCAGGACAUGACUGCCUUCCUUCAAGAUCAAGCUGUUGGGGGAGAGGUAUGUUUAGAUUGCAUAGGCAACAACUACACUUCCUCGAAGCAGAUCCCAGGAUUAUUUCUAUGGCAGGACUUCAGCGGCGAGACGAACGUCACGUCUAUCUUUUGCGUGCCGAGUCAAGCUUAUGUGGAAAGUAAGGUUGUUUGCAACACAACUUCCACGACGAGAUCUUGUCGAGUAGCAGCGCAACGACAAAGCAUAUUGGCUGCAAACCCGAGUGCCCUGACAUUAUUGGGCUUCCAAUCUGUGACGGAUGGGUUGUCGAGAUUGUUACCGCAAAGUGUAAGGAUGAUGGACGGCGUAGAUACUUUACUCAAUUAUCUGGUUUCGCCAAACGAUGAUACGUUCAUCCAGCAGACGAAGACACCACGAUCAAUCGCCAAUACCACAGGUGUCGCUAGUGGUACAGACGCUAGGGUCCUUGGUGUUGAACUGCAAGACUUCUCAACUCGGCUAAGCCAGAUUGUGAAUACGUUCUUGGAAGGCAGUCUGUUGGAUUUCCCAAGUUUCGUCACGGGAAAGGAGAUGCCAUCCGCGGAAGCAGCUACAAGCCCGGAAGUUCUCCUUGCGGCAAUACGGAAUCGAAAGCCGAGUAUCACUGUUCCAGCAACCAUCACAAGUUUCGUCUUGACAUACGUCUGUGUUUGGGCAUGGGCAGCGAUAUUCAUCCUUGCGACCGCGAUGAUGUUGAUUGCUGUGAUAGUGACAGUCAUCAUCCGUCGCAAGACGCUCGCUAGAGACUACCUUCCGUAUGUCUCAAGUCUUGUCAGGGAAAGUCAGUUUGUCACGAUGCCGAGAGGAGGAGUUAGGAUGGAUGGGAUGACUAGGGCGAAAGAGAUGAGGGAUUUAAAGGUUAGACUAGGGGACGUGGGGGAUGUUGGGGCUGGGUGGGAGAUCGGUACUGGGGUUGCCGUGAGUGUAGGUCAACUUGCAGUUGCCGACUGGGGUGGAGUCAAGGGCGAGAAGGGCGGAGUUGUGAAGGGUAAGUUGUAUAUGUGA
This is a messenger RNA of Glarea lozoyensis ATCC 20868, 2730 nucleotides long. RefSeq lists its product as uncharacterized. The transcript has 2 exons. NCBI's taxonomy places the organism in Eukaryota, Fungi, Ascomycota, Leotiomycetes, Helotiales, Helotiaceae. The record is from RefSeq and is a predicted model, not a curated record. The coding region runs from base 1 to 2730 and encodes 909 amino acids.